Messenger RNA from Linum tenue, 300 nucleotides. The record is from the annotation of a GenBank genome assembly. NCBI's taxonomy places the organism in Eukaryota, Viridiplantae, Streptophyta, Magnoliopsida, Malpighiales, Linaceae.
UCCCCAGCCACCGCCCCAACCUUUUUGUUUUCCCCAACGAGCGGAGAGGAAGAGAGAAUGCGAUCAGCAACCUUAGUCGACAACUUUAUGAGCUUGACAAAUGACAAAGUACGUCGGUGGCAAAGGAACGUUGAUGGUGAGGAGGACGAGGUCAAGUCAAGGGUUUCGAUGGAGGACAAUGGUCAAGUGGGCCAAAGCAUGGCCGACAAGGCUGGUCGAAGGGAAAAGAUUGAGUCGGUGAAUCGGGAGUAUGCUUUACCUAAGUCGGGUAACAUGGAUAAUCAGGUGAGUGUAAAGGGG